GAGUUAGAUAUCUGCUGUUGUGUAGCAUUAUUUACAUAUAAUGUUAUAUAAAACAUAUUUAUGCAUUAGAAUCCAAUUAUUCCCGUAUAAGCUAUUAGUAUUAAGUGAUUAAAUAAGUACUCUUUUUUCCGUUCUUGCCACAGAGUUCAUAACAAUCCGCUAGGAGUGUUCUGUCAGUUUUGUGAAGUUUAGUGUUUUGUGGAACACUGUACAUGUAGAGUUCUACACAAUAAAAUAAUUUUAACAGUGUUCGCGAGUUGCGGUGCGAGUGCGACUUUGUGUUUGUAAAUUGAAAUUCGCUAAUGCAAAAUAUUAAAUUAUAAAUACUCUCGGUCAAUGAUAAUUACAAUUAAGCAGUGUCCUAAUUAUAGUGAACUAAUCGACAUGAUUAAAAAUAAUAUAUUAUUUGAAUACAAAUAAACUCGUCAGAUUGCAGAGUAGAUAUUUAUAGUGAAAUCAAUUGUUGAAAGCAGCCAGCCGGUAAAUAAAAUUUAUCAUGUCUAUUCAAUGGACAUUUAUUGCUGGAUAUCUAUAUAUCGAGAUCGCCCUCGUCAUUAUUAUGAUAUCACCCAUAUUUAGUCCGAGAAAAUGGUAUCGUUUCUUCCGAUCACGACUAUUUUCAAUAUUUCAAGAGCGAACUGCUAUGUAUUUUUAUGGUCUAUUGGUUAUUUUGGGUCUGUUCUUAUUUGAUUCUAUUAGAGAGAUGAGAAAAUAUUCCAUUGGAAGCGAACCCGGUCAUAACAAGCUAGCCAGUGAAAUGAAAGGAAACGUAAAAUUAUUUAGAUCUCAAAGAAACUUCUACAUAACUGGUUUUGCUAUAUUCUUAUCAUUUGUCAUCAGAAGAUUAGUAACAAUGAUUAUUAUACAAUAUGAAUUGCAGUUAAAGGCUGAAGCGAUAAUCAAAAAAGCUGAAGACACUGUUAAUUUUGCUAAAACAACUGCUAUGACACAGAAUAUUCAAGGUGAUCUUCAAAAUUAUGAAGAAAUAAAAAGUAAAUUAGAUGAAACUGAAAAUUUAUUGGAAAAGCAGAAUGUUAGGAUCAAGCAUCUAGAAGAAGAAGCAACUACAUGGAGGCUUAAAUAUGAGGAAGCAAUAAAUGACUCUCAGGGACAAGGAGAUAAUUAAACGUUGUAAAUGGAUAUUUGGUAGUCAUGGUGCUGUACUGUACUUAUAUUAUAAGAAUAAGGUUGAAAUUGUGAUAUGAAAUUAAAUUAGAAAUUUAUUUAUGUUUUGGAAUAUAUGUAUAAUAAUACUAACAUUGUUAUUUUGUGUCUGAGAAUUGCAUAAUGUAUAAAAAAAUAAUCUCAAGUUUUAUUUGUAAUAUAUAUUAUGUAGUUCAAGUAUUUGGUGGAUGAGAAAUAUUUAAAAAGAAUACACAGUUUUAAACAGUUGUAUUUCCAACACAUUUCGAAAAGUAACAAUCUAAAAAACAUAAUAUGUGCUAUUAUUUUCUUAAAUAUUAUUUAAGUACUUUAUGUAAUUGUUACAUCUAACAUGAUUCAUGUACUAAUCACAUAAUCAGUAAU
This is a messenger RNA of Nymphalis io (European peacock), 1527 nucleotides long. Its product is annotated as B-cell receptor-associated protein 31-like. NCBI's taxonomy places the organism in Eukaryota, Metazoa, Arthropoda, Insecta, Lepidoptera, Nymphalidae. Gene Ontology annotation, biological process: endoplasmic reticulum to Golgi vesicle-mediated transport; intracellular protein transport. The transcript has a single exon. The coding region runs from base 497 to 1126 and encodes 209 amino acids. Gene Ontology annotation, cellular component: endoplasmic reticulum; endoplasmic reticulum membrane. The record is from RefSeq and is a predicted model, not a curated record.